This is a messenger RNA of Medioppia subpectinata, 333 nucleotides long. The record is from the annotation of a GenBank genome assembly. Lineage: Eukaryota; Metazoa; Arthropoda; Arachnida; Sarcoptiformes; Oppiidae.
AUGACAAUUCGUGAUAAGAACAUGAAUGAUCCUGAUGAAUGUCAAAAUAAAAUGGUCACAGAACUACAAGAGUAUGCCCGAAAUGACCCAGCUGUUGCCAUUUACCUCAGACCUCAGACGUACAGCACGGGGACGUGUAAAGUAGAACCAGUGGUGGAAGGGUUGAAAAAGUUUGGUCAAUGCGUUGCGGAAGUGGACCCAGAAAUGGCGGCGGGGUUUCUGGCCCUUCGCACUGAACACAUGUCUGACACCGACACCGAAGACUAAUACAUUACCACAAUAGACGGCAUUCAUUACUCGUCUGAUAUCAUUGAUGUCACAACCGGUGGCUGA